Molecule: messenger RNA, 338 nt
Organism: Paramecium octaurelia
Lineage: Eukaryota; Ciliophora; Oligohymenophorea; Peniculida; Parameciidae
Source: the annotation of a GenBank genome assembly
AAUGGCCUAUUUCCAGAAAAGGCUUAUAAAAAAAAUAAAUCGGAACUCAUAAAUCUAAAUUGUAAUUGCCUGGGAGCAAUUAUUUGAAUUAACACAAUUCCAAUCAUAUUAAAAAAAAAGAUUGAUCUAAUAGAAUAAGAUCUUAGGAUACUAAUGAUUCCAUAUCUGUAAAUCAACCUAAUGAAGCUUUCAAUCAAUUGAUGAAACAAAUUACUCAACUGGACUAAAAGGAAGUUGAGAAAACUUCAAAUGUCAAAAUUUUAAUAGAUCUAUUUCAAAAUAGGGAUCUCAGAAAAUAUCCAACCUAUUGACCGGAGAUUAAGAGUAUCCAAUUCUAC